Messenger RNA from Ilyonectria robusta, 1455 nucleotides. RefSeq names its product chaperonin 10-like protein. Gene Ontology annotation, molecular function: zinc ion binding; oxidoreductase activity. Bases 1 to 1062 code for a protein of 353 amino acids. Lineage: Eukaryota; Fungi; Ascomycota; Sordariomycetes; Hypocreales; Nectriaceae. The record is from RefSeq and is a predicted model, not a curated record. The transcript has 2 exons.
AUGGCUUCUUUUGAUAUCCCAAUGGAACAAUGGGCACAGGUAGUCGAAAGGUCCGGUGGGCUGGUAAUUUAUAAAAAAAUGCCCGUGCAAAUGCCAGGCCCUGAUGAGGUCUUGGUUAAUGUGAAGUACUCGGGCGUCUGCCACACCGAUUUGCACGCUAUGAUGGGCGAUUGGCCGCUGAAGAGGAAGAUACCUCUAGUCGGUGGCCACGAAGGCGCCGGUGUCGUGGUCGCGAAGGGUGACCUUGUCACGAACAUAGAGAUUGGUGACCACGCUGGCAUCAAGUGGUUGAAUGGCUCUUGCCUAAACUGCUCCUUUUGCUUGCAAGGCGACGAACAGCUCUGUCCUCAGGCUCUCUUGUCCGGAUACACUGUCGACGGAACUUUCCAACAAUAUGCUAUCGCCAAGGCAGCACACAUCGCCCACAUUCCUCCCGAGUGUAGCCUGGAGGACGUGUCCCCGAUUCUCUGUGCCGGUCUUACGGUCUAUAAGGGGCUUAAGGAGUCCGGUGUCCGCCCUGGGCAAUACAUCGCUAUAGUUGGUGCAGGCGGUGGCCUCGGAUGCUUCGCUCUGCAGUACGCCAAGGCCAUGGGUAUCCACAGCAUCGCCGUCGAUACUGGGAGUGACAAAUCCCAAAUCUGUAAAGAUUUGGGCGCAGCGACAUUCAUCGAUUUCGAAAAGUCCGGUGAUCUUGCCGCAGAUGUCAAGGCCGCAACCCCAGACGGUUUUGGACCCCACGCUAUCAUCCUACUCGCAACCCACGAGGAGCCGUUCCAGCAUGCAUCUAAGUAUGUUCGUUCGCACGGCAGUGUCGUUUGUAUUGGCAUGCCAGGUCAUGGGUACCUCAAAGCGCCGAUCUUCGACACUGUCGUCCGCAUGGUCAACAUCAGAGGCAGUUACGUGGGGAACCGCCAGGACGCGGCCGAGGCUAUUGAAUUCUUCCGACUUGGACUGAUUAAAGCGCCGCACAAGCUUGUAGGUCUGAGCAAGCUCCAGGACGUGUAUGACAUGAUGCUAAAGGACGAGGUUGUGGGCCGGUACGUGGUUGAUACAAGCAAGUGAAAUUGGAGUCGACAUCAAGGUUCGCAAUGAGCCAAGCCAACCAAGCUCAAGCUUGCAAGCCAAGCAAGCUUCGCAAGCCAAGCCUAACAAAAUAGUUGCCAAGCCAAGCAAGCCUUCCUCGACCCCGGCUUGCGAGGCUCAUGAGCUUUUUCUGAGGCCUGGUUUUCCCCGCAUAUAGGGUUCUUUGCAGGGGUUGAAGUCUCGUGAUACCCCUAUUAUAGUGGUUUUCUGGUGUUCCUACUGACCUUGGUCCUUUGUCAGCCACAAAUUUCCUGCAAUUCUUCCAAGUUUUUCUCAUCUGCCUUCCAACCCACCAAACUGAAUUUUAGCCUUCAAGCAGGCCAGUCACUCAAUGUUAAAACGAGGUUGGACCAUUUAGUCAGAAACUUUCGG